UUCCGACGACAACUCCCUCCGUUCAUCGAAGACUUUCAUCUCGUUAGUCCUCCAUAGUUUUGUCAAUUCUUGGUUUUUUGCGACUGCUUUCCUUCAUACAUUCUUAAUUAGACUUGUGCUUUGAGUUCAUUCUCGUUCCACAAAAAUGGCAUCGACAGGACCUAAAUGGAGUUUAUAUCCGUUAUUGGCGGUGGUUGCAGUGUUUGAAUUCGCUCUUGGAGGAGCACACAUUGCCUACUGUUCUCCAUUAUUUUUCUUUUUAUUCCCAUUUAUCAAUUCUGCUUUCGGGUUGGUCACAGCAUUCCAUGCAAUUUUUCUUCGGUACCCAAAUCGAUGUGAUUUCUAUUUACAAUUAACAUGUUCUUCAAUUGGAUUUUUCUUCUUUUUCUCGUCGUUAAUGGAAACAUACUGUAUAAAUGAGUUUAAAUAUGCAGAUGAAACAAUUAAAGAUGGAGUAUGCCACGGAUUAAAAUAUCGAACAAUUGCAAUGGUUGGGUCUUGCAACGAUUUACUCGCUAAUUUACAAUUGUCGAUUCUCGAUAAAUUUGGAUGGGAACCUAAGGAACGCGAAUGGAUUCGGUUUUUCACAUCAAUUUCUUUGACUAUUUUAUCUGGUAUUCAUCUAUUAAUAUGUACUCUACUCACAUUCUACAGUGCAACCGAAACCAAAAUCCGUUUAUACUCUUAUCACUAUCAAGUCGUCAUAUCAAUAUUUAUCAUUAUUGUUUCAUUUUUUCAUCUUCGUUACUGUUGCACAUUCUUUUUUCUAUAUCUUCCAUUGGCAAUUGGAAUGUUUUCAUUACUUCAAGGAAUUGUUUCAUGGAGAACUAAAUGUCAUGGUUCAACAACUAGAGCUUUAAACAUUAUUGGAGCAGCAUUCGCAGUUCUUAUGAAUGCUACCACAAGUUUUGGUAUAUUCUGCUGGUUUAAUCGAAAUACUGUUCCGCAUAUGAUUACAAGGCAUUGCCAUUGGUUGUCACAUCGAGAAGCAUAUUGUAUGAGAGUUGUUCAUUUUACUCAUCCAUAUAUUGAUUGGUUACCACAGGAAACUGAAAGAGAGAUUGCUGCUAUUCAGAUAACAGUACACAUUCUCUUAUUCAUUUUUUCAUGCAUACAGUUUUCCAUCUCCAUGCGAUCAGCUUUCUCAACCAAAAAGCAAUACUUAUACUAUUGAAAUUAAUGUUUUGUUGCGUAUAUAUAAAGUUUAUCAU
Molecule: messenger RNA, 1211 nt
Organism: Caenorhabditis elegans
Lineage: Eukaryota; Metazoa; Nematoda; Chromadorea; Rhabditida; Rhabditidae
Gene: F46B6.2
Exons: 7
Coding region: 146-1174 (342 amino acids)
Source: RefSeq, marked reviewed